Messenger RNA from Parnassius apollo (apollo), 237 nucleotides. The record is from the annotation of a GenBank genome assembly. NCBI's taxonomy places the organism in Eukaryota, Metazoa, Arthropoda, Insecta, Lepidoptera, Papilionidae.
AUGACAAUUCGUGAACCAUACAUAAAAAAUAAAAAUACGGACAAAGACAAAAGUGAAAAGAACGACAAAAGUGAAAACAAAGACAAAAUCGAAAACAGGGGUAAAAUCGAAAAGAAAGAAAAAAGCGAAAGCAAAGAUAAAGAUAACGACAAAAUUAUGCCAAUCCAAAAUUAUGACGAAAAUUAUUCACAACAAAUAUCAACGUCUACACGUUACUUAGAUUUUAGUAGAAUUUAG